AUGGCUCUCUCCCAGCAAAUCACUACCCCGACCUGCACCUACGAGCAACCCCUCGGCCUCUUCAUCAACAACGAGUUCGUCAAGGGCGUCGAUGGCCGCUGCUUCGAGACCAUUAACCCCCACAACGAGAAACCCAUCGCUGCCGUCCACGAGGCCACCGAGAAGGACGUCGAUGUUGCUGUCGCUGCUGCCCGGGCCGCCUUCAACGGGGCCUGGAAGCAUGUCACCCCGACUAACCGGGGCCGCAUGCUUAUCAAGCUGGCAGAGCUGAUGGAACAGCACUGCGACGUCCUCGCUGCCAUCGAAGCCCUCGACAACGGCAAGGCCUACUCCAUCGCCAAGAUCGAUGUCGCCCAACUCUGCUGCUUGCAUCAGGUCAUCGACACCGACACGGAAUCCUUCAACUACACCCGCCACGAGCCCAUUGGGGUCUGCGGCCAGAUCAUCCCUUGGAACUUCCCCUUGCUCAUGUUCGCCUGGAAAAUAGGCCCCGUCAUCGCCACCGGAAACACCGUCAUCCUCAAGACCGCGGAACAGACCCCGCUCUCCGCUCUCUAUACCGCCAAGCUCAUCGUCGAGGCUGGUUUCCCUCCAGGCGUCAUCAACAUCCUCUCCGGUUUCGGCCGCACCGCCGGCGCUGCCAUCGCCGCCCACAUGGACAUUGACAAGAUUGCCUUCACGGGCUCCACCGCGGUCGGUCGCCAGAUCCUCCAGGCCGCUGCCAAGAGUAACCUCAAGAAGGUCACGCUCGAACUGGGCGGCAAGAGCCCCAACAUCGUCUUCAACGACGCGGAUAUCGAGAACGCCAUCUCUUGGGUCAACUUUGGUAUCUACUUCAACCACGGCCAGUGCUGCUGUGCCGGCAGCCGCAUCUUGGUCGAGGAGGGCAUCUACGACACCUUCAUCGAGCGCUUCAAGGCUCGUGCCCAGCAGAACAAGGUCGGCGACCCGUUCCACAGCGAUACUUUCCAGGGUCCCCAGAUCUCCCAGGUUCAGUUCGACCGCAUCAUGGGCUAUAUUCAGGAAGGCAAGGCCUCCGGCGCCAAGGUCGAGAUUGGCGGCGAGCGCCUGGGGAACCAGGGCUUCUACAUCCAGCCAACUAUUUUCAGCAACGUCACGGAGGACAUGAAGAUCGUCAAGGAGGAGAUCUUUGGACCCGUCUGCUCCGUGCAGAAGUUCAAGAAUGAAGAGGAGGCUAUCGAAAUUGCCAACAACACGUCAUACGGUCUUGCCGCUGCCGUCCACACCACGAACCUCAACACCGCCAUCCGUGUCUCCAACGCACUGAAGGCUGGUACCGUCUGGGUCAACAACUACAACAUGAUCUCUUACCAAACUCCUUUCGGCGGUUUCAAGGAGAGCGGUCUCGGCCGUGAAUUGGGAGAAUACGCACUCGACAAUUACACUCAAAUCAAAUCCGUCCGCGUUCGCCUGGGUGAUGCGCUUUUCGGUUAG
Messenger RNA from Histoplasma mississippiense, 1455 nucleotides. Its product is annotated as aldehyde dehydrogenase. The transcript is spliced from 6 exons. Bases 1 to 1455 code for a protein of 484 amino acids. Gene Ontology annotation, molecular function: aldehyde dehydrogenase (NAD+) activity. Lineage: Eukaryota; Fungi; Ascomycota; Eurotiomycetes; Onygenales; Ajellomycetaceae. The record is from RefSeq and is a predicted model, not a curated record.